GUGCGAUGUAAACAAGGAAGUCGGUGGUGAAAUAGAAAGGGACAUUUAAGUCUGUGAGGAGAUCACACGGAGCUGAGUUCCUGUUUCAUGCCUCAUAUAAGCCUACAGAAUGGAGGAGAGACACAAAAGGAUUCUCCAACGCAAUAGGGUCAAUCUCGUGAGCGACCUGAACCCAUCAGAUAUGUAUGAUGGACUUCUGUCAAAAGGAAUCUUUACUCAAGACAUGAUUGACGAGAUAAAGAGAUCAGGAACCAGGCGAGACCAAGCCAGACAGCUGGUUCGAGACCUGGAGACUCGUGGGAGUCGGGCCUUCCCAGCUUUAAUAGAGUGCCUUCGUGAGAAAGGGCAGCAUAGCCUGCCGGAUCUCCUGUUGGCGGGGGAACCACAGAGCCAGCCUCUACCUCUGCCUGUCCAUGUCCGGCCAGUCGUUAGGCCUUUGCCAGUUUACUCUCAUGUGGACACUGUGGUAACCCCUGUCUAUCCAAGUCAACCAGUUAGACCUUUGCCUACGCCUACCACUCCCAGUUUAUCCCCUGAAAGGGAGUUUGGAAAACCCAGGGCAACAGGAAGAGUUAGACGUGACAGUAUUCAGAGUUAUAAGAUGGAUGCCAGCCCCUGUGGACACUGCCUGAUCAUAAACAAUGUCGAUUUUGAGCCUCAGUCAGAGCUGAAUAACCGCACAGGGUCCAACAUAGACUGCGACAAACUGGAGAGAAGAUUUCAAUCCCUUAACUUUAUUGUCCUUGUCAAGAGAAACCUGAAACAGAAGCAAAUAAGGCAGGAGCUAUCAGCUUUGUCCAAGAAGGAUCAUUCACAAUGUGAUUGUUGUGUGGUGAUCAUGCUAUCACAUGGGACGGAGGUAAGUCACAAUCGCUUCCCUGGUGCAGUGCAUGGAGUGGACGGGCCCAAUGUCCCAGUUCAGCUCAUCACAAACUACCUCAAUGGUCAGAACUGCCCAUCCCUACAGGGCAAGCCCAAGCUCUUCUUCAUCCAGGCCUGUGGGGGAGGUGAGAGAGACACAGGCUUUGAGGUGACUCCUGACGAGGAUAGGCCUUGUAUUGGAGGAACAGAUGACCAGACGGACGCCAUGCCCAUGUCCUCCAGCAGUGACUCUCUGAGCACUCCGUCUGAUGAGCCAGACGCUAGGGCCACACUGCCCACACCUAGUGACAUACUGGUGUCCUACUCCACCUUCCCAGGUUACGUCUCCUGGAGAGAUACACAAGCUGGCUCCUGGUAUGUAGAAACACUGGAUAACGUCUUAGAAGACAAUGCUGCCGAUAAUGACCUGGUCACCAUGUUAAUGAUGGUAAACCAUGAAGUUUCACAAAACUCAGCCAAAGGCCUCUACAAACAGAUGCCUGGUUCCUUUAACUUUCUACGCAAACUUCUCUACUUUCAAGUCCUGCCCUGCCAGAGACCAAUCCAGGCAUGACGGCACUCUCAGGAAACAUUUGUCUCUUCAUGUGCCAUUAAUAAAAAUAUCCUCUACCAA
Oncorhynchus mykiss (rainbow trout) is the source of this 1495-nucleotide messenger RNA. It is a transcript of the gene casp9, whose product is annotated as caspase 9, apoptosis-related cysteine peptidase. NCBI's taxonomy places the organism in Eukaryota, Metazoa, Chordata, Actinopteri, Salmoniformes, Salmonidae. The record is from RefSeq and is marked provisional. Gene Ontology annotation, molecular function: cysteine-type endopeptidase activity. Gene Ontology annotation, biological process: regulation of apoptotic process; proteolysis.